GUCUCCUCAUUGUUUGCCACACCACCAAGAUCCAGCUGCCAGAGGGUUUUCGGAAAGAGAUGGUGCGCUACCUGCGCUCUGUGCAGCUCCCGGACGGAGGCUGGGGCUUGCAUGUGGAAGACAAAUCGACAGUGUUUGGCACAGCACUCAACUAUGUAGCCCUGAGGAUUCUGGGGCUCGGACCAGAUGACCCUGACAUUGUGCGGGCCCGUGUCAACCUUCACAGCAAAGGAGGUGCUGUGGGAAUCCCUUCCUGGGGGAAGUUUUGGCUGGCUGUCUUGAACGUUUACAGCUGGGAGGGAAUGAACACGCUUCUCCCAGAGAUGUGGCUGCUUCCUACGUGGUUCCCAGCCCACCCAUCCCAGCUCUGGUGUCACUGCCGCCAGGUUUACCUUCCCAUGAGCUACUGUUAUGCCAAGCGUCUAUCAGCAGAAGAGGAUGAGCUCAUACGGAGCUUGCGGCAGGAGCUGUAUGUGCAAGACUACACCAGCAUAGACUGGCCAGCCCAGAGGAACAACGUGGCUGCCUGUGAUGUGUACACCCCGCACGGCUGGCUGCUGGGGGUUGCCUAUGCCAUCAUGAAUCUGUACGAAGCCUACCACAGCACUCACCUGCGGCAGCGAGCCAUCACAGAGCUGUACGACCACAUCAAAGCUGAUGACAGAUUCACCAAGUGCAUCAGCAUUGGCCCGAUUUCAAAGACAAUAAACAUGCUGGUUCGCUGGUUCAUGGAUGGGAAGAACUCCCCGGCUUUCCAGGAGCAUGUUUCCAGGAUCCCUGACUAUCUCUGGCUGGGCGUCGACGGCAUGAAGAUGCAGGGCACAAAUGGAUCCCAGCUCUGGGAUACUGCCUUUGCCAUCCAAGCCUUCUUGGAGGCGGAAGCCCAGAAGAUGCAUGAAUUCACAUCCUGCCUCCAAAAUGCCUAUGAGUUCCUCCGGUUCACCCAGAUCCCAGAGAACCCACCCGACUACCAGAAAUAUUAUCGCCAUAUGAACAAGGGUGGCUUCCCCUUCAGUACCCGAGACUGUGGCUGGAUUGUGGCAGACUGCACAGCAGAGGGGCUGAAGUCAGUCAUGCUGCUGCAGAAGUGCCCCUUCAUAGCCAAGCUCAUCCCUGCUGAGCGCCUCUUCGAUGCCGUGAAUGUGUUGCUGAGCAUGAGGAACUCAGAUGGAGGCUUUGCCACAUAUGAAACCAAGCGAGGAGGCCACUUACUGGAGCUGAUGAACCCCUCAGAGGUGUUUGGUGACAUCAUGAUCGACUACACCUAUGUUGAGUGCACAUCGGCCGUCAUGCAGGCUCUGAGACACUUCCAUGAUGAGUUCCCUGAGCACAGAGCCCCAGAGAUCAGGGAGACUCUGCAGAAGGGCCUGGACUUCUGUCGCAGGAAGCAGCGAGCUGAUGGGUCAUGGGAAGGGAGCUGGGGGGUUUGUUUCACCUAUGGCACCUGGUUUGGUCUGGAGGCGUUCGCCAGUAUGCAGCACACUUACCGUGAUGGGGCUGCAUGCCGAGAGGUGGCCCAGGCCUGCCAGUUCCUCCUCUCCAAACAGAUGACAGAUGGCGGGUGGGGAGAGGACUUUGAGUCAUGCGAGCAGCGCACGUACGUGCAGAGUGCCACGUCGCAGAUCCACAACACAUGUUGGGCCCUGCUGGGGCUCAUGGCUGUCAGGUACCCUGAUGUCGAUGUGCUGGAAAGGGGCAUCAAAGUGUUGAUUGAUAAGCAGCUGCCCAACGGGGACUGGCCUCAGGAGAAUAUUGCUGGAGUGUUCAACAAGUCGUGUGCCAUCAGUUACACUGCGUACCGCAAUGUCUUCCCCAUCUGGACGCUCGGGCGUUUCUGCCGGCUUCAUCCCAACAGCCCUCUUGCUGGGCAGCUGCAGUCUGGCUCCUCAGCUGGGGUGGGGGAGACUGUGAAGGAGGCCUUGUCUGCCCAGGCCAUUGCAGGUGCUGUGGCCUCUGACUUGUUCUAG
Molecule: messenger RNA, 1967 nt
Organism: Leptosomus discolor (cuckoo roller)
Lineage: Eukaryota; Metazoa; Chordata; Aves; Leptosomiformes; Leptosomidae
Source: RefSeq, a predicted model, not a curated record